GUCUAUCCAGGAACGAGUAGUCCAAGUAUGUCUCAGUCGCAAGGAAACCAAGUUCCUGAACUGCAAACCGACUUUAAUCAACUCGGAAACGAAUUUCCAGAUCAACCUUCUCAGACGAAAACCGACGAGCUUGAGCGAUCUUCGCAAUCUCAAGCAACCAGUCAUCAACAGCGGGGAGAAGGUGACAUUGAAGUGCGUCUUUUACCUAUUGCUGGUGGUGCUUAUGGGGCAGUACAUGAGGCAACGCUGAAACACAAUCGCAGUAGAUUGACUGUCGCCGUAAAAACUUUGUAUCGGAAUGUCCACAGUUGUGAGAAAAAAUUUUACAAAAAGCUUGCCAAAGAG
Paraglomus occultum is the source of this 345-nucleotide messenger RNA. The record is from the annotation of a GenBank genome assembly. NCBI's taxonomy places the organism in Eukaryota, Fungi, Glomeromycota, Glomeromycetes, Paraglomerales, Paraglomeraceae.